CGGUACCCGUCUGCGCCCGGCCACGUGACCCAAACAGACCGGGUGCUUCCGUUUCCGGUCGGCUUCCACCGCAGCGGUGUCCCGGUCCGCGCGGCGGCGCCAUGGCGGAGCUGACGGCGCUGGAGAGUCUCAUCGAGAUGGGCUUCGCCCGGGGACGCGCGGAGAAGGCUCUGGCCCUCACGGGGAACCAGGGCAUCGAGGCCGCGAUGGACUGGCUCAUGGAGCACGAGGACGACCCCGAGGCCGACGAGCCGCCGCCCGCCCCGCGCGGGAGCGCCUUGGGCGGGGAGCCGGGACCGGAAGGGCCCGGGGCGGCCGCCGGGGAGAGGAGACCGGCCCUGACGGAAGAGGAGCGACAGGAGCAGACCAAGAGGAUGAUGGAGCUGGUGGCCCAGAAGCAGCGGGAACGGGAAGAAAGGGAGGAGCGAGAGGCCUUAGAACGAGAAAAGCAACGCAGGAGACAAGGGCAGGAGCUGACAGCUGCUCGACAGAGACUACAGGAAGAUGAGAUGCGCCGGGCUGCGGAGGAGCGAAGGAGGGAGAAGGCUGAAGAGUUAGCAGCCAGACAGAGGGUUCGAGAAAAGAUCGAAAGAGACAAGGCAGAGAGAGCGAAGAAGUAUGGUGGCAAUGUGGGUCCUCAGCCAUCCCUGCCAGUGACAGAGCCAGGUCCUGUUCCCUCUUCUCCCAGCCAGGAGCCUCCCACCAAGCGGGAGUAUGACCAGUGUCGCAUCCAGGUCAGGCUGCCAGAUGGGACCUCACUGACCCAGACUUUCCAGGCCCGGGAACAGUUGGCGGCCGUGAGACUCUAUGUGGAGCUGCACCGAGGGGGAGAGCCUGGAGGGGCUCAGGAUCCUGUGCAGCUGCUCAGCGGCUUCCCUAGACGAGCCUUCUCCGAGGCUGACAUGGAGCGGCCCCUACAGGAGCUGGGACUUGUGCCUUCUGCUGUACUCAUUGUGGCCAAGAAAUGUCCCAGCUGAAGAGCCUUUAUCCCACCAUCCUUUUUGACCUUUAUCUUUGCUAAGGCGCUGACAUCUCCACCCUAAUAAACAGACCCCAUGUGUUCUGUA
Messenger RNA from Chinchilla lanigera (long-tailed chinchilla), 1067 nucleotides. RefSeq names its product UBX domain protein 1 (gene Ubxn1). The coding region runs from base 102 to 977 and encodes 291 amino acids. The transcript is spliced from 10 exons. The record is from RefSeq and is a predicted model, not a curated record. Gene Ontology annotation, molecular function: protein binding. Lineage: Eukaryota; Metazoa; Chordata; Mammalia; Rodentia; Chinchillidae.